Messenger RNA from Doryrhamphus excisus (bluestripe pipefish), 1214 nucleotides. RefSeq names its product Ts translation elongation factor, mitochondrial (gene tsfm). The record is from RefSeq and is a predicted model, not a curated record. Gene Ontology annotation, biological process: mitochondrial translational elongation. Gene Ontology annotation, molecular function: protein binding; translation elongation factor activity. Lineage: Eukaryota; Metazoa; Chordata; Actinopteri; Syngnathiformes; Syngnathidae.
ACCAAUGCUGACUUGAAGCGCGCAAGUUUGAACUUCCUGGGAUUCCGUAGACUGCGUCAAUGACAUUCUGUCUGUUCUUUCACGAGACGUCUUCCUCGUGGAAGCUUUAAACAUGUCACUAAGCUUUUUAUGGAAGACUUUAGUAAAAGAUGUAUCAAAGGUGAGUCGCCAGCCUGCACAGGCUUUCCACAGCGGAUGUCAUCUUCUGGCAGUAGACAAGAACCUCCUGCUCAGACUGCGGAGAAGCUCCGGCUACACUUUCAUCAACUGCAAGAAAGCACUGGAGAAGUUUGACAACGACGUCACCCAGGCGGAGGCUUGGCUGCACGAGCAGGCCCACAAGGAAGGAUGGAGCAAAGCAAACAAGCUGGAGGCUCGCAAAGCCAAAGAGGGACUCAUCGGGCUCCUUGUGCGAGAUCGGACGGCCGUCAUCGUGGAGGUCAACUGUGAGACGGACUUUGUGGCCCGAAAUGAGAAGUUCCUUCAGCUGGUCCAGGAUGUGGCCUUUUCCACCUUGACUCACCACCAAAAUAAAAGCCAAACAGGAUAUGUCAAGAGUCUCCUGGAUGCCCAUGAUCUCCGCAAAGUCCCCCUGACCCCCCAAGGAGGGAGCCUGGCGGAUCGGGUGGCCUUCACCAUAGGUCGCCUGGGUGAGAAGAUGUCAGCCAAGCGUGCCGUCUCAGUCAGCGUCCCUACCGACUGGCGCAUCGGCUUCUACGUUCAUGGCGGCGCGGUGGGCCAGAUGGAGGUGGCCACUGGACGUUACGGCGCCCUAGUCGUCUUCCGGGGUGGUAAAGAGGGAGAAGAGGAAAGUUUGGGACGCAAACUGGGCCAGCACAUUGUGGGAGAGGCGCCCAUGUCGCUCGGCAACAUGGACGACCUACCAUGCGGCGAGAGCGAGACACGCCUCCUGCCGCAGACCUUCUUGGGAGACCCCAGCAGGACCGUGGCGCAAGUUCUCAAGGGCCAGCAGGCUCAAGUGCUGGACUUUGUUAGGUUUCAGUGUGGAGAGCUCAGCAGGGAAGAAAGUGAAUGAAGACGUCUUUGACUGUCAGCGUGUACGUACGCCUCAGCUUUCUAGGUCAUUCAAGGUGGAAUCAAUACAUCUAUGUAUACAGUACACCUGCCGGCCAAUCACAUCCCUUCCUUAGUCCCUCGUGGGGGGCAUACCUUAUCUUAAGAAUAUAAUAGAAUAAAUGCUACCAUAGCGUACA